Carica papaya (papaya) is the source of this 2313-nucleotide messenger RNA. RefSeq names its product propionyl-CoA carboxylase. The record is from RefSeq and is a predicted model, not a curated record. NCBI's taxonomy places the organism in Eukaryota, Viridiplantae, Streptophyta, Magnoliopsida, Brassicales, Caricaceae.
AAUAAUGUAAAACGGAGAAAGAGAAGAGGAGGAAAAUGGAAUAAUUCCAAAUUCAUUGGUCAAGCAAUCGCAUAUUUGAUUCAACUCUCUGUUGUAGUCUUAGAAUUUGCCAGACCUUUUGUGUUGAUUAGCUUGCGGGAUAACUUCCAUGGAAAAGCCGGAAGACCAUGAGAUUCACAACUGUGAGAUCAAGCUGCGAGUGAAUCCUCAGAAGAGAAAAGAGAAGGUGCAUAUCGGGUGUGGAGCUGGGUUUGGGGGUGACAGGCCGCUGGCAGCUCUAAAGUUGCUCGAGAGAGUUGAAGAGCUGAACUAUCUUGUACUCGAAUGCUUAGCGGAGAGGACGCUGGCGGAUCGUUACCAGGUUAUGCUGUCUGGUGGCGAUGGUUAUGAUUCUCGUAUUUCAGAAUGGAUGCAUUUGCUUUUGCCGGUGGCUUUGGACAGAGGAGUUUGUAUAAUUACCAACAUGGGUGCAAUGGAUCCACCCGGCGCCCAAGAGAAGGUGUUAGAGAUAGCCAGUAGCCUGGGGCUUAAUAUUUCCAUUGCUGUAGCUCAUGAGGUGUCUUUAAGAAAAUCAGGUCCAGAAUCAUCACCUUGUAGGCCACAUAUCAUGGAAGGUGGUAUUAGCACAUAUCUGGGAGCAGCUCCAAUUGUUGAAUGCCUGGAGAUGUACGAACCAGAUGUGAUAAUUACUUCGCGGAUUGCAGAUGCAGCCUUAUUCUUAGCACCGAUGGUUUAUGAACUUGGUUGGAAUUGGGAUGACUUUGAUCACCUCGCACAGGGAACUCUCGCUGGCCACCUUCUAGAGUGGUGUCAACUUACUGGUGGAUACUUCAUGCACCCAGGGGACAAGUAUCGAGGCUUGUCUUUCCCAAGUCUCCUUGAUUUAUCACUUCCAUAUGCAGAAAUUAGUUUUGAUGGGAAAGUCCUUGUAGCAAAGGUUGAAGGUAGUGGUGGAGUUUUAAAUUUAAGUACUUGUGCUCAACAACUUCUUUAUGAGAUUGGGGAUCCUGGUGCAUAUGUCACCCCUGAUGUGGUAAUUGAUCUUCAGGAUGUUACAUUCCAUCCUUUAUCAAACUGUAAAGUUCUUUGUGCUGGAGCAAAGCCAUCUGUUAAACCAGUGCCUGAAAGACUCUUGCAGUUGGUUCCCAAGGAUUGCGGAUGGAAAGGAUGGGGAGAAAUAUCAUACGGAGGAUAUGAAUGUGUUCAACGUGCUAAGGCUGCUGAAUUUCUGGUUAGGUCAUGGGUGGAAGAAAUGGUUCCUGGUCUUAGCUCCCGCAUAGUUUCUUAUGUGAUUGGGCUUGAUAGUCUGAAGGCAACCAGCAUUGGCAGCAAUACAUUGAUGAGGAGUGCUUGUGAAGAUAUUAGAUUACGGAUGGAUGGGCUUUUUGAGCUGAAGGAACAUGCAGUGCAGUUUACUCAACAGUUCACAGCUUUAUAUACCAAUGGACCAGCAGCUGGUGGCGGUAUAAGCACUGGAUACAAGAAAGAGAUUGUCCUAGAGAAACAAUUGGUCAGGCGGGAAAGCAUUUUCUGGCAAGCCAGAGUAAAGCACACUAAGACAUUGAAAUCAAAUAAUCAAGAACUUCGCAUUAAAGCUAAUACGGGAAAGACAUCUGCUCUGAGUGAAGCUGCAUCAUCAUUGAGUUCACAAACUAAUGUGGACUCUUCUUGCACAGGUUUCUCCUCAGAACCUCACCUUUCUCCUGCUCCAUCUGGCCAGAAGAUUCCACUCUAUGCUGUUGCUCAUAGUAGGGCUGGAGACAAAGGAAAUGACUUGAAUUUUUCCAUAAUCCCACAUUUCCCUCCAGACAUCGAAAGAUUAAAGUUGAUCAUCACUCCGCAGUGGGUAAAGGGUGUUGUCUCAUCUCUUGGAAGUAUCUCCUCAUUUUCCGACCAAAGUGCUGUUGAUAUGAGAGAUAAAUUGGUGAACGAAAACCUCAAGGUUGAAAUUUAUGAAGUUCAGGGAAUUCAUUCGCUGAAUGUUGUUGUAAGGAACAUUCUAGAUGGUGGUGUCAACUGCUCAAGAAGGAUUGACAGGCAUGGAAAGACCAUCUCGGAUCUCAUAUUGUGCCAACAAGUUUUGCUGCCUUAAUUAUAUCUUGCCAUUAUGAUAUUGAUCAUACCAGUUGUAUGCAGCUUGACAAUAUGAACAGGUAUGUGUUCCCUAUUUUGGUAUUCUUUACAUUAUGCUGACAUUGUACCUUUUUUUUGGGUGCAAAAAUUGGAUCGAGGUCAGAGACAUUAAAUAAUUGUAAUGCAAAUUCAUUGUAAUUGCAUAGAAUAAAUUUACUAUAAUUGAGUUUUUCUUUUUCA